Priapulus caudatus is the source of this 1027-nucleotide messenger RNA. RefSeq lists its product as uncharacterized. The coding region runs from base 515 to 1027 and encodes 170 amino acids. The record is from RefSeq and is a predicted model, not a curated record. Lineage: Eukaryota; Metazoa; Priapulida; Priapulimorpha; Priapulimorphida; Priapulidae. The transcript has 5 exons.
UUAUUAAACAGUUCCUACAAAUACAAUCCUAAACAAUUACUGAAUUAGCAAUGUAAUCCGCUCUCAAGGCUUUUGUCACCUAGCAAAUUCUUAAGCAGAGGAGAUUGCCACUUCAUUAGUGAUUCAGAGUCAGUUUCCACACGUUACUGUUUUUCAACGUGUCAAUAUGUCACUGUUAACCGUUUUUCUCUUAUUAUUAGUUGCCGUGCCUAUGAUGAGCAUAUUUGUCUUUUGUUAUUUUUGUUUAAUUUUCUAUGUACAUUUGUUCUAAUUAUUAACCGAGGUAAUUGUUGAGAAGGCUAUGACCAUCAAGAUUGAAUAAAAACAAAUAUCUUUUCAUUCACUAAUAUACUAGAAUUAUGUAUAAAUUAUACACGAGGUGGCGCUGCGAGUCGUAACCUUUGGUGGAUGUGCAAUGUUGUCGAUGACGGUGAAUGGAUGCUAUAUUUUGUUCAGUUGAUCGCGUCACCUCAAUACAUGCGAACAUUAUUUCAGAAGGUAAUGAGGAGGCAGUAUGCGCAGCCCGGCCCGCUGGAUCGCUCUCGUGCUCGUCGUCUGGCUGAUCGUAGUCGUCUACAUGUUCGGAUCCGUCUAUCAGUCGUCGAGUGACGACGGCAGCGCGACGCACGAGCGCAUCCGCCGCGCCCUCGGAGAGCUCGACACGCUGCGCCGCCAGAACGAGGAGCUGCGCUCACUCAUCUACGAGAUCAGGAACUCGCGGCACAGACUCGGCGGUCUGGAGGAGAGGAUUGAGGAUGCGAUGGGGCAGACGCUGAACGAGGCGCGAGACAACCUAGCAAGCCGCAUCGACAGAACAAAGACAGAGCUGCACGGCAUCGCUGCUGAGAAGGGCUUCGCACCGCCACCGGACAGCAGCGAUGUGGAGACUCGCACGUGGUUUGAAAAUAAAGUUCUCGAUAGCGAUCUCGUGCAAGACAAAAAGCAUCAGUGUCCACAAAUUGAAUGGCCUCCACUGCAGCCCUUAUUAAUCAUGACCUCUGAUAGGUCUAUGCUGUUCAUCUACUAA